This is a messenger RNA of Stegodyphus dumicola, 895 nucleotides long. RefSeq lists its product as uncharacterized. NCBI's taxonomy places the organism in Eukaryota, Metazoa, Arthropoda, Arachnida, Araneae, Eresidae. The record is from RefSeq and is a predicted model, not a curated record.
AUCAGGUUACCAUAAGGAAAUUCAGUGUGAUUUGGGUAGAUCGUUUACCAGUGAACUUACAUCUGAGUUUUUUAGCAAGUUCGGAAUUAAGGUGUAUCAUUCUUCUGUGUGUCACCCUCAAAGCAAUUCUGUUGAAAGGUUGCAUUCCACCUUGAAAAGGGUAUUGAAGGCUUUGUGCUUGGAAAGCGGGAAGGACUGGGAAGAAUGUUUGCCAUGUGCUUUGUUCGCCCUCAGAACUGUUAGCCAUGAGAGCACAGGUUUUAGUCCCUGCGAGUUAGUACAUGGAAAAAAUUUGAGAAUGCCUCAAACGAUUGUGUAUGAAAACUGGCUAGAGGAAGAAAGUUCAGACCCCACUGUGGUCGAGUAUGUUCUAGACUUAAUAGACAGAUUAAAGAAGUGUCAGGAGCUGGCUGUAGAGAGGAUGAAAGAGUGUCAGAGUAAAAGGAAACUCUGGUAUGAUCGCAACGCUGUUACGAGAAGGUUUAAGGUCGGAGAUCUCGUGCUUGUUUUAGCCACGUCUAAACCACACAAAAUGGCUCUGAACUGGAUAGAGCCAGGUAAAGUAACUAGUGUGAUUUCCGAAACCAAUUAUACGGUAGAGAUUCCGGGUAAGCGUAGCAGUGACACCAUUUAUCACGUAAAUUUGAUGAAACCUUAUUAUCAGCGCCCCGAGUUUGUGAAUCUUGUGAUGGAGGAGGUCAUGGAAGAUAUUGAGGGAGAAGUGGAUAUUCCUUAUCCCUUGGCUGAUCCAACUCAGGUAGAUUUUUGGAAAAUAGUUGGAGAUAGUAAGCUAGAAGAAAGAGCUUCGGCAGAGGAAAUAGGAAAAUUCCAAGAAGUUAUAAGGAAGUAUGGAGCAAGUGUUUUCGUCCGACCCCGGCUGUACGUUUUUGGUUGA